Molecule: messenger RNA, 337 nt
Organism: Nycticebus coucang (slow loris)
Lineage: Eukaryota; Metazoa; Chordata; Mammalia; Primates; Lorisidae
Product: small nuclear ribonucleoprotein E-like
Exons: 1
Coding region: 8-292 (94 amino acids)
Biological process (GO): mRNA splicing, via spliceosome; spliceosomal snRNP assembly
Cellular component (GO): U1 snRNP; U5 snRNP; precatalytic spliceosome
Source: RefSeq, a predicted model, not a curated record
UUCUGCCAUGGCGUACUGUGGCCAGGGCCAGAAAGUGCAGAAGGUGAUGGUGCAGCCCAUCAACCUCAUCUUCAGAUACUUAGAAAAUAGAUCCCGGAUCCAGGUGUCGUUCUCUGAGCAAGUGAAUACAUGGAUGGAAGGCUGUGUCAUUGGUUUUGAUGAGUGUACGAAUCUUGUAUUAGAUGCUGCUGAAGAGAUUCAUUCUAAAACAAAGUCAAGAAAACAACUGGGUCGGAUCAUGCUAGAAGGAGAUAAUAUCACUCUGCUACAAAGCGUCUCCAACUGGAAAUGACCAGUGAAGUGAGAAAUUGUUGAAAGGGCAAUAUAGGAUUUUUUG